Molecule: messenger RNA, 2562 nt
Organism: Amoebophrya sp. A120
Lineage: Eukaryota; Dinophyceae; Syndiniales; Amoebophryaceae
Source: the annotation of a GenBank genome assembly
CGUAAAGCCUGAAGUAUGUACAGUCCUUCACAACUGAUUUCGAAAUGAAUAUAAGUACGUGUAUGUCGUGUCUGGCGAGGCGGGCUCCCGACGCUCUCCGGGUGCCGCUCUUAGAACUAGAACUAGAGGCACAACCCGGCGUAGCACUUCGUUGACUAUUUGAUUCGAAUAAAUUAUGAACCACGCUUCGAUCUUCGACGAAGAUCGAAGCGUGGUUCAUAAUUUAUUCUAUCGUGCUGAAUCAAAUCAGUAGUUGCUGCACUUCUCCAUCGCCGUUGACAUAAACCCAGAAUAUAAAUUAGUUCUUGUUGUCCUCGUAGCACACCCGCCCAACGACCUGAAUAAUUUGAUACGUCGAUCAGUUGCAACAUGUUCAUGUUGACACGUAGAUUAGAACCCGCCACUAGAAUGUUGACGAAGCUACAACAUGACCACGACGACCUCGUUUUCCUCGUCGUCCAUACAAUAUCGUCGUGGUCAGUCGUACGUAAAUCGUCUGUCUACAACUGAUAAAUUCAAGUCGUACGUAAACUCGUCCGUCGAUAUUGUUAUCAAGGUCGUCCAUGACAAUAAAUAUCAAUCAAGGUAGGUCGUAAAAACUCGUUUGUCUACAACUGACCACGAAAUUCUAACAUGGACUACAAAUUGUGAUCAUGUUUUUCUGAUUCUUGAACCAUCUUCACAGGCGGAAUGCUUUUUUUUCUUGAUUGCGAUGAAAAGCAAAUAAAUUUGAAAAACUUGUGGCUUUCAUCCAUCGAAGAUCACCAUCUGCAGCGUUUAAGUCAAAAGAAGUGCAGUUGUGCCUCUACCUGAAAAACCCCUUCAAAAAAAUCAUGAAGCGAGUCUUUCAGUCCAGUCUCUUCCUUGUGGUGGCCGUUCGACAGCUGCUCGCCGCAGAAGUAUGCAUUGCAAAAGUAUCGCGCUAGUAUCAUUGCAUUACAAAUCACUGGCUCAGCUGCAUUUUUACAAAUUAUUGAAUUUGUAAGCGCGGACGAUCUAAAUUAGCAACUAGACCGCUACGAGUGCAAUGCUUUUGCAAUUCAUAAGAACAGGAUGGCAGCAGUGUGCUCUGCAAAGAUGCGGCAAAAUUCGGGCUCGUGCUUGACAACAAUUGUAACACCGCCGACACAAAUUAUAAUCUUGGCAACUACGGAGUCAUUGUAUCUCAAGACAAUUCAUGCAACCCCCUCCUAGCACCCGAUAAGCCAGGUGCUUGCAAUGCUGAGACUUGUUGCGCAUGCAGAAGUUUAAACGGAGAGGAUUUAUUUUCAAGUGUGGAAUCCAACUGGCUUGGAAGCCCCCUCUACGCCUUUCAAAUCUGAUGCCUGGGUCUGGAAAACUGCUGGAAAAUUGUCCUGCUGUGCGUCUGGAUCACACCGAAAAGCUGUCCUGCAUGAGCAGGAAAAUUAGGUGGCUAAUUUUGAUUUCGUGUACCAGGAAAGGCAUUUUUUUCUUACCGGGAUUACAGGCCGACAAAGACGGCAAUGCGAAAUCCGUGAUGCUAGGUAAUGCCACCCAGAACCCGGUGGCCAUCCAAAAGGUGCAUGACAAACUGAAGCAUGAUAUGUCUCCACCCCUGCGACUGUUUGCACAGACCCAGGCCGCAUAGUAUUUGCACUUUAUACCAUCUCCGGCUUCUGUCACCAGCCUACUUGCGGGAACGUCGAUGGGAGAAAAACAGCCUUCCAGUGUGGUCCGACAACCGAGGAAGGCCGGGUGGAGCACAAGUUUAAGGGUUCCGAAGUAGAGGAUACCGUUUGUCUGCUAGAAACAGCCACUGAAAAUGAUGACCGCGGUUGUAUGAGAGCAUGUUGUGAAGUCCACGCCAGCACCUGCGCGGACAUCGACGGAAAGGGUACUCCGUUCAAGUGCCGCGACCCGCUCCGUCCCAUGCACGAGAACCAAAAAGCCGCAACAUGUCCUGCCGGCGGUUGCACUGAUGCUUCGUGUUGCACGCAAUUUAAGUGCGAGGGAAAAGCGGCCAACGACAUCUGUGGUGAUGCUGCCAGGGAUACACUGAAGCUCUUAACAGGAUUACUCUGGGUGAAAGAUCCCCACCCGAUCUUCGACAUCAAUUGACUUCUCAAGCAUAGAUGACAAAGUUAUGGGAAACGUCCAUGCAUGUGCAGCUGCAGUGUGGUUUUUAGCGUAAGUGUGGUCAAUAAUCCUCUGAUGUAGCAGUAUCACAAUUAGAUACUGCGAUGUGAUCUUUUCUGUGAUUGUUCUUGAUGCCCCGUAGAGACUUUUUUGAGAAGCGCAAAGCUUAUAAUAUUAGAUGAAGUCCCACGUUGACAUGUGGGCGCCAAUCUCCCACUUCCAGCCCAAAUGCCAGACGUGCAUGUCAAUUUUUGUGGGUGGGGAUGUAAUUUUCGCACAGGAUAUCGUCAACAAGGCGAAGCAGUACAACCCGACAUAUCUUGGGCAAGAACAUCGCGCGCGUGUGACACGGUACACAGUAGAAAGAUAGACUAUUGCACUUUUACGUCAGUUCGUUCCAGAGCUCCCCUUUUCGUAGUCCGCGUCCGCCACAAUAGCAUUACGCUACGCGGUUCAAAACUUUGA